Messenger RNA from Uloborus diversus, 4743 nucleotides. Its product is annotated as lysine-specific demethylase 3A-like. The record is from RefSeq and is a predicted model, not a curated record. Lineage: Eukaryota; Metazoa; Arthropoda; Arachnida; Araneae; Uloboridae. Gene Ontology annotation, molecular function: transcription coregulator activity; chromatin DNA binding; histone H3K9 demethylase activity. Gene Ontology annotation, cellular component: chromatin; histone deacetylase complex. Gene Ontology annotation, biological process: regulation of transcription by RNA polymerase II.
UGUGAAUGAAAUAACUACGAAAACAUUUUGUAACUAGAAAAGCAUGAUGCAUGAAGUAUCAAUAAUAGAGGGAACAUAAUGUACAACCAUUAGUUUAGUAAACUUCAAUAACUUUUUGAAACAUAUCUUUGCGUUAGAGAGAACAUAAUGCAGAACCAUUUGUUUCCAAAAAUUCGAUAAUAUUUCGAAUUCGCAUUUGAAGUGCAGACAUGGAUUGCCGAAGUAAAAGUGAGCGAGAAGCAAAGAAUGAUUCGCCCGUUGAAAUCGAUGAUUAUGCGAGUACUCCGAUAAAACAAGAAGAAUUAUCAGAUCCUCCUUACUCACCUAUGUCUGAUCUUAACCCCCGAUCAACAAGAUCAAGGCGACGUAGACUUGACAGACAAAGAUCUAAGCGAACUGCCAGCAGUACAAGCACUCUUGAUUCUGAUGUAAGAAAAACGAAAAGUGAACCUAUCUUAAUUACUUUGGACUCUGAUAGUGGUGAUGAUGUUGAAUCAACUGUCAGCUCUCGCCCAAAUCGAACAGCCAGAAUUAGGGGUGAACUGAUCAGAAAACUUGGAGUUCAGAUGCGUUCAUGUACACAUGUUACCAGCUAUAAAGAUUCUGAUUCAUCCUCAUCAACAGAAUAUGAAAAAGUUAAAAAGAAAAAGAAGCCAAAACCAAAACCAUCGCAGAUUCCUUCAGGAAGUUGUAAAAGAAAGCAAUAUUUGGUGAAAAAGUUAUCUCAAACUCAAAUACCAGUAAGACAUCAUACCAAACCCAAAAGACGUCCUCUUAAAAAAGUAAGAAAGCUACAGAUUCGUAGUCUGAGAAAAAGAUUUGAAUUUCAAAAUAAAAAAAAGCCUGAACGGCUAAAUCCUUUAAAUAAAAGAAAUUCUGUUAGCUCUCAAUCAGGUGAAAAAAGAAGAGGUUCUUCCAGAAACGAUGCACCUAGUGAAACAUCUAGACUUAGUACAUUGCGCAGUGAGAAAGUUUCGAAAAAGAGCAAGAAAAAUAACAGUGAUUUACAGAAAAGUAUCAUGGAUGAUAUCAAUUUGAUAAAAAAUUCUAGCAUACCCUUGACUGCUGAUGAAAACUUGGAUUUGGAUAAUGAAAGGUUAAGAAGUGUUCAAAGUAACGUUGAUGAUGAAAAUCAAGAUAGAGUGCUUGUUGAAGUAAAAACUGAAAAUGAGGAUGGGCAAAAAGGUAAAAAACUUCCCAGUAGGAAAGCAAAAGGUGAUAACUUUGUUUCCAAAACUGAAGAGAGUGAUAAUUUGACAUUGAAAAAUGUAAAUGUUGAGCCAAAAACAGAAAAUCAUGACGAUCACGCAUCAGAAAGCAGAAAUGAGGAUGAUCAAAUUUCAAGAGAUGAAAAUCUGGAAUGUUCAAAUCCUAAAAGUGAGGAAGCAAAUUCGCCGACUGAUAACUUAGAUAGCACUGUUUCAAAAGAUGAAGAAAUUGCUGAUUCAAGUCUGAAAAAUAAUAAAAAAAUUUUAAAACUAAAAAUAGAUAAGAAAGAGAGUACAGGUGGAAAACUUAUAAAGAAAGAAACAGCAAAUUUAAAAGCAUCUAAAGCUGAAGAAGAUUCUUCAAAAUCUACCUCAGAAAUGUCACAUUCUGACAAUGAUUCUGCUGCAGAAAGAGAAAUCUCGGGAAAAAAACCAAGAAAAACAAAGAGUAAAUUUGCACGUAAAGCACAUGCUGCUGAAAAAGUAGUGCGCAAAAGAGGCAGACCUAGACUUUGUGAAAAUAAACCAGUACCAAGUAAAAUGCCCUUGGUGUUUGAUCGUAGGCAAGUCCCAUUUCUACAGAACUCUUUUUGUUUUGACGUUGCACCGAAACUUCCUAAAUGUCGAGAAUGUCGUAUAGCAUUUCACAGAAAAAACUGCCGAAUGUUUAAUGCUUACUGUCGUUUUAUGCAGUAUCGUAAGCUCUGCUAUAACAGGCAAGGUACUAUCUUAAAUGCUGGAUUUUCAGAACCUUCUGAUGCAACAUCUGAACAUUUAAGUCAGUGGCUUCCUGAAACCUCUAAUCCACCCAAAGAUUUGAACAUUGAAACUGCAAAAUCUCUUCUUGAGCAUAUUGGUGAUCAAUUUUGUGAUCUUAUCGAGCAAGAGAAAGAAGCUCUUUCUCUUCACAUAGGGAAAGAUAAAACAAUUACGUGGAAAAGGAUUGUACAGGGUGUUCGAGAAAUGUGUGAUGUCUGUUAUACUACCAUUUUUAACAUUCAUUGGGUUUGUCCAAUUUGUGGGUUGGCAGUAUGUAUUGACUGUUAUAAAAUGCGAAAACAAGGUAUACGCAGCAUUGAAGAUGAAGAAGAUAGACCAAGAAAUCGUGAUGAAUAUAAAUGGCUCUUAUGUACUCAGAAAGAACUACAUGUUCAAGAAAAUAUGGUGAUGGCUCAAAUAAUUCCUGGACAAGCUUUAUGGAUUAUGCGAGAUUUAUUACAUAAAGCUCGUGAUCAGUGGAAUGUUCCUGCAUAUUGCAAAUGUGUACCACAGGAGGCAGAUUCUGCUGGCAAAAGUAUAACUACUGGAAUAUGUAAGCAGCUUAUGAGUUUUGUUACUAAAUCUUUUAGUACUGAAAAGAAACAGCCAAGUAUUUACAAUGAGAUAGAUCAAAACCAUACUGAACUGAACUAUGAAGAUUUAGACAUUGAGGUUACAGGUUCUGCUUUAAAAUGGCUUGAAGAAACCAACGAUGCUUCAGAUGACAAUAAAGAAAAAGAAGAUUUUUACAGCUAUGAAGAUUUUGCUCUUUUAAGAGGAAAUCUUUUGCAAGAUCUUCCAGAUGAAGAAACCUUUUCAGAUACUGAAGGAAUAUGUUCUGGGUUUUCAUUUGAUGAAAUAAUUGCAAGUGUAUCAAAAGCCUAUGGUGAUCCCAAGGAGAGUUCAGAAAAAGCAUUGUUAAAACACUUUUCUCGUAGAUAUCCAAAAGCAAGUAGUGGUCGGGAUCCAUUGCCAAUACGAAUUUACACCAAAUUAGAGAGCAAUUUAGUCUUUGAAAGUAUACCACAUUCUUGGUUUUGCAAUGGACGCUUGUUAUUUCUCCACAAAGCAAAUCAUCCAUCUAACCUUUCUUUAUUUCAAGAGCAAUGGAAAAGAGGACAACCAAUAUUAGUCAGAGGAGUAGAAGAACAACUUGACAAAAAUCUGUGGCACCCUGAUGCAUUCUGUAGAGAUUUUGGAGAAGUAAGGAAUGAUUUAGUAGAUUGUAUGACUGGUGCAGUCAUCAAAAAUCUCCCAAUGAAAAGAUUCUGGGAAGGAUUUCAGAAUUUCAACAAAAGAUUAAAAGAUGAUAAUGGUGAAUACAUGUUGUUGAAAUUGAAAGACUGGCCUCCUGGGGAAGAUUUCAGUGAAAAGCUACCCAGUAGAUUUAAAGAUCUUAUGCAAGCUUUGCCAUUACCUGAAUAUACUCACAGGGAUGGUGUUUUGAAUCUUGCUGGAAGGUUACCUUCUUGGUUUGUGAGGCCCGAUCUUGGCCCGAAAAUGUACAACGCCUACGGCUCAGCAUUGUUUCCCACAAAAGGAACAACAAAUUUACAUCUUGAUGUGAGUGAUGCUGUCAAUGUCAUGGUUUAUGUAGGUAUUCCAUCUGGUGGGAAUGCACACCUUCAUAUUCAAGAAGCAUUAAAGGCCAUUGAUGAAGGAGGCUGCGAUUCCCUGAUGAGAGCUAGAGUUAGACAUCCUACUGUAGUUCCUGGUGCACUAUGGCACAUAUAUAAUGCCAGAGAUGCUGAUAAGAUCCGAGAUAUGCUGACUAAAGUUGCUAUUGAAAGGGGGGAAAAACUCGAAGCGAACAAUGAUCCCAUUCAUGAUCAGAGUUGGUACAUAGAUGCAGAACUUCGCAAACGUUUAUACAGAGAUUAUGGUGUUGAAGGCUAUGCUAUUGCACAGUGUCUAGGGGAUGCUGUCUUUAUCCCGGCAGGUGCUCCACAUCAAGUCCGAAAUCUACAUAGUUGUGUAAAAGUGGCGGAGGAUUUUGUUUCUCCUGAAAACAUUGCCCAUUGCUUUAAAUUAACGCAAGAAUUCCGUCAUUUAUCAGAUACUCAUACAAAUCACGAAGACAAACUGCAAAUAAAAAAUAUCAUUUAUCAUGUAGUGAGAGAUUCUCUUGCUCAUUUACUUCCUGACAAUCUAAGUUGAUAUUUCAAUUGACAGUAUAAAGUUUAUGCAAAAUUUUGUGUACAACUUUCGUUUCACAAGACAUUUGCUUUAGAUGUUUUGCAAACACUGCCUAUUUUAAACUGCUGAGUCAUUUCAGCCUAUGCAAUAUCAUUUGAACAAAUCUAAUGUUGUGAGCCAUAAUUUAUGUGUAUUUAUAUUGUCAAACUUUCAUUCUUGGUAGUGCUUGGAUUUCAUAAUAUACCUCAAUAUAAGUGACAUUAGAAUGAGGAAUGGUUAGUUGCAAGUGAGUGAUAUCUACAUCUAUUUCAUUCUAAAGUAUUCAACUGCUGAUGUGUUACUGUAAAAAUGCUUUGAUUGAUGUCUUUUUAAAUUUCUAUUAAUUGUGUAGUCUAGUUAGUCUCUUUUGAAUUGAUUGAAACUGAUGUCAUUUUCUGAGUGGGCAAAAGUCUGCCAAAAAAAAAAAAAAAAAUCUAAAAUAAAAUUUCCAAAUUAAUUAGGUUUGUCUUAAUUUUUCGUUUGUGGCAUAAUUUAGGGCUAAUUGAUUCCAUUCCAAAAAUUUAGAUAAUUUGGCUGUCUAUUCAGUAUAAGUUUUAAAAGUUGGUCAUAAAUUCAAAAAUGUAAAAGAAAUAAAAAAUCA